Molecule: messenger RNA, 1169 nt
Organism: Phragmites australis (common reed)
Lineage: Eukaryota; Viridiplantae; Streptophyta; Magnoliopsida; Poales; Poaceae
Product: MADS-box transcription factor 5-like
Exons: 8
Coding region: 360-947 (195 amino acids)
Biological process (GO): positive regulation of transcription by RNA polymerase II
Cellular component (GO): nucleus
Molecular function (GO): RNA polymerase II cis-regulatory region sequence-specific DNA binding; protein dimerization activity; DNA-binding transcription factor activity, RNA polymerase II-specific
Source: RefSeq, a predicted model, not a curated record
ACCCAGAACACAACCCCGGCACCACCAGUGAGAACACCGGCAACUCAAGAACUGAACCCAAAAGCAAGGGAUUACAACCACAACACGCCAUACAUAAGCCAAACAAACUAACCUGCCAAGAAUCUCGACGAAGAGUACAACAGCCCACAGAAGACAGAGGAAGCUUGCAGGAGCCAACAAAACUAGAAAUAGUUGGACUCGCCGUCACAAGGGACUCCACCAGAACCUAGAUAGAUCUAAAGAAAGGAAACUAAAGCCCUAAGAACUAUAACUAGGCUAUAGACUAACUACGCUGGGUGUCGAUUCACUGAAUCCCAUCCACCCCCGAGAUCAGGAAGGUCACGGGAUGGAGAGAUCUGAUGAGAUCGAUGCCCAAAAGCGAAGUUGCCUCCUCGGUCGCCCGCUCUCUGCUGGAGAAGGGGAUAAAGACCAGCAGGAUCAUGUGUGUAAGCAUGUACAAGACACUGGAGCGGUACCGCAGCUGCAGCUACUCAUCGGAAGCAUCAGCUCCAGUGGAGGCUGAAUUGAGUAAUUACCAGGAUUAUUUGAAGUUAAAGACAAGAAUUGAAUUCCUACAAACAACUCAGAGAAAUCUUCUUGGUGAGGACUUGGGUCCACUUAGCACAAAGGAGCUUGAACAACUUGAGAACCAGAUUGAGAUAUCCCUCAAGCAUAUCAGAACGUCAAAGGACCAACAGUUGCUUGAUCAGCUCUUUGAGCUCAAGCGUAAGGAACAACAACUGCAGGAUGCUAAUAAAGAUUUAAGAAGGAAGAUACGAGAAACUAGUGGAGACAAUGUUUUGCAAAUGACUUGCCAGAACAUUGGGCCUAGUGGAUCUAGUGGCCAUGCUAAUGAAGCUAACCAAGAUGUCCUCAAUCCUGCUGCUUGUGACCCUUCCCUGCAUAUAGGGUAUCAAGCGUACUUCGACCACCUGAACAAUGAAUGAGUCGCUUAGUGCUCUAACGGCUGUUUCCUAUAUAUGUUGGAUAUGAUGAAUUAGAAAAAAUCCUCAACUUUACCCAUCAGUUCUAGCUUGUACCACACUAUGUACUGACUAAAAGCUCUUGUUUUGGAUUCUUUUGAGUUAUGAAAUAGAAUGAUCUCGGAGAACCGCAUGUCCAUAAGCAUACUGCUCCUUUCAAUUAUAAAUACAUACCAUUUUAGAUAA